Aspergillus alliaceus is the source of this 1376-nucleotide messenger RNA. Its product is annotated as Gfo/Idh/MocA family protein. Gene Ontology annotation, molecular function: nucleotide binding. The transcript has 3 exons. NCBI's taxonomy places the organism in Eukaryota, Fungi, Ascomycota, Eurotiomycetes, Eurotiales, Aspergillaceae. The record is from RefSeq and is a predicted model, not a curated record. The coding region runs from base 1 to 1134 and encodes 377 amino acids.
AUGUCUGUCAUUCGAGUUGGUUUAAUCGGAUUGUCCAGCGCCGCGGCAGAGGACUAUGAAGGCACUUCAUGGACUCCCAGCGCCCAUCUCCCAUUUCUCACCAAGUCCCCCCAUUUUGAGAUUGUUGCUUUACUCAACAGCUCCGCGGAGUCCGCCGAAGCGGCGAUCAGAAAAUACAAUCUCUCAAGUGAAACGAAGGCCUAUGGCGAUCCCCAAGACCUUGCCAAUGACCCCAAUGUCGACCUCGUAGUUUGCAGCGUCCGAGUAGACCGGCACCUCCUGACCGUGCGCCCGAGCCUAAUCGCUGGGAAAGCAGUGUAUGUCGAAUGGCCACUAGACCGUAACCUUGAAGUAGCCAAGGAGAUGGCUACCCUGGCGGCCAAACAUAAUGCCCCCACGAUAGUAGGCUUACAGGGCUCGUUUUCACCUGCCAUCCGCAAGCUGCGGUCGGUUAUCGAGAGUGGACGGAUUGGCCGUGUUCUCUCUAGUACUGCCGCUGGGGCCUUGGGCAACAGAAUUGAUGCAGAGAGCAAAAACGUGCGAUAUUUCCUAGAUCGUGAAGUUGGAGGGAAUCCAACGACGAUCCAUGUUGGCCAUGGCUUGGAAUUCUUUACCGCCGUCCUCGGGGAGUUCAAAACAUUCAAGACUUUUUCGACUAUUAGUCGGCAGACAUUAGACAUCAAGGACUAUAGCGUUGGAGAGCCCGGGAAGGUUAUUGCGGCUGGGGUUCAGAAUACCGUCCCUGAUCAGAUCCUCGCAUACGGCAGGGUUGAGCCUUAUAAUGCAGCGGUGACUAUCAAUCUUUACGCUGGAAAGGAGUUUCCGGGUCAACCGCGGCUUGAUUGGCGCAUCCAGGGUGAAAAGGGCUGGUUGCGACUGAGCUCCCCCAUGUUUUUCUUAAAUGUCGGUGGCCCAGGAAUCAAGCUGGAGAUUGCGAAUCAUGAUACGGGAACCGUCGAGGAGCUAUUCCCGGAGACAGAUGAAUGGGAUGAACUAUCGGUCCCGGCGCAGAAUAUAGCGCGUCUCUACGAGGCCUAUCGCAAGAAGGAAUGGUAUCCCACCUUCGACUGGGCGCUGAAGAGACAUGAGGCAAUUGAUGCGCUUUGGAAACAAUUUGAUGAAGAUAGUCAUUGACUAAUAAGUUUAAUUUAGCUGAAUCAAUUUUCUUCCGUUCGUUUUGAGAAUUUGCGUACAUUGGUUUGGGGAUGGAAAGGGCUAAUAGGGAUUUGAGUAUCUGAUGUAGGGGAGGGAGAGGUUAGAUCUUAAGAUAGGAUAAGUAACGCCCUCGUACAAAUAAUAAUGAAUAUCUCGCUCGGGAUCUGUCCACUGUAUUAGUGCUGUCGAUAAGGAAUACUGUAAAAGUGUGGUGAUUAAAU